UGGAACAAUAUACGCUGCUGCUGGAGCCAAUUGCAAAUAUUCUGGAUGACCUACAGGAGGAGGUUAAUGUUAAAUAUGGUUGUUUAUUACCCAGUCUUUUGACUCUGAGUAAUAAGUUGAUGAAAUUAAGUAUAUCUGAAGAUAUACCAAAUCUCAACUCUGUUGCGAUGAUGUUGGAUCAAAAGCUGAGGAAAAGAUUUGAACCAUAUUUUACUUUGGCCCCGUCAGCAGAUAUUGCAAUAGCUGCAGCUGUAUUGACUCCAGAUGUGAAGACCGACUGGGUCGAGGCGUUGCAGGACACACUUCCGGAUUUGACGGAAGAAAGAAUCAACAACAGGGUGAUUAAAAGCAUUAGGGAGGCCCUAACAAAAAACAACCAUGCUUUAGAAGCGAUUUCUAAAAGGUUGGGUUGUCCUCCAAGGCAAAGAUCGAAGUAUGACUUCAAACGUGCCGGUAAUGGUCAAGACACAAAUGCCACCGCGUCAGCUCCACAAAGUGUUGAUGUGAGAGCUGCGAUAGCAAACCAAUACUACAGUUAUUUAAAUGACCAAUCGAUGACUGAUAGUACCUGGGACCGAUAUCCAUUGCUGAAGGAGGCAUUUGUGAAAUUCAAUACCCCACUGCCAUCAUCGGCACCUGUUGAACGUCUUUUUUCAUUUGCGGGGAUAAUAAAUAGCCCAAGGAGAGGUUCAUUGACAGACUUUUCUUUUGAAAAGUUUGUUCUAAUGAAAGCAAAUUCCAAGUGGUUAUGAGUGUUUUUU
Bactrocera dorsalis (oriental fruit fly) is the source of this 761-nucleotide messenger RNA. RefSeq lists its product as uncharacterized. Lineage: Eukaryota; Metazoa; Arthropoda; Insecta; Diptera; Tephritidae. The transcript is spliced from 2 exons. Bases 120 to 752 code for a protein of 210 amino acids. The record is from RefSeq and is a predicted model, not a curated record.